UAUUUCUUUCUCUUCUUUUCCCAGUACUGGUCCAUUUCUGAAUAGCAACAUGCACAUAGAAACCCCAGAAGCUAAUUUUGGAGAUGGUGGCAAAAACUUCGACGAUGAUGGACGAAUCAAAAGAACAGGGACAUGGGUGACUGCUAGUGCACAUAUCAUAACGGCUGUGAUAGGUUCUGGUGUUCUAUCUCUUGCAUGGGCAAUUGCGCAGAUGGGUUGGGUAGCUGGUCCUGCAGUACUCUUUGCCUUCUCGUUUAUCACCUACUUCACCUCCACUCUUCUUGCUGACUCUUACCGUUCACCUGACCCUGUCCAUGGCAAGCGAAACUACACCUAUUCUGAGGCUGUCAGAGCUAUCUUAGGAGGCAGGAGAUAUCAGCUGUGUGGAUUGGCUCAGUAUAUAAAUCUUGUAGGUGUAACCAUCGGCUACACAAUAACUGCAUCAAUUAGUAUGGUGGCGGUGAGAAGGUCGAACUGUUUUCACAAACAUGGGCAUCAAGACAAGUGCAAUAUAUCAAACAACCCUUCCAUGAUCAUUUUUGCUUGCAUCGAAAUUGUUCUUAGCCAGAUACAAAACUUCCAUAAGCUCUCUUGGCUCUCUAUCGUUGCAGCCAUUAUGUCUUUUGCUUAUUCUUCCAUUGGCCUAGGCCUAUCCGUUGCAAAAGUCGCAGGUGGGGGACAUGGACGAACAUCCGUAACUGGGGUGCAAAUUGGAGUGGACGUUACAGGUUCAGAAAAGGUCUGGAGGACGUUUCAAGCUGUUGGUGACAUUGCCUUCGCUUAUGCUUAUUCUAAUGUGCUCAUUGAGAUCCAGGAUACCCUGAAAUCAAGCCCUCCGGAGAACAGAGCAAUGAAGAGGGCAAGUUUGAUUGGCAUUACGACUACAACAUUAUUUUAUGUGCUAUGUGGGUGCUUAGGUUAUGCAGCAUUUGGAAAUGAUGCACCAGGAAAUUUCCUCACAGGGUUCGGUUUCUACGAGCCCUUUUGGCUAAUAGACUUUGCCAAUGUCUGCAUAGCAGUGCACUUAGUUGGGGCCUAUCAGGUCUUCGUGCAACCAAUAUUUGGGUUCGUUGAGAAAUGGAGCAAAGAAAGAUGGUCAGAUAGUCAAUUUAUAAACGGUGAGCACGCUUUGAAGGUUCCUCUAUGUGGAAGCUAUAACGUGAACUUUUUCAGGGUAGUGUGGAGGACUGCAUAUGUGAUUUUCACUGCUGUUAUAGCUAUGCUAUUUCCAUUCUUCAAUGACUUUUUGGGGUUGAUUGGUUCACUCUCAUUUUGGCCAUUGACGGUUUACUUCCCCAUAGAGAUGUAUGUUAAGCGAUCCAACAUGCAAAGAUAUUCCCUCACGUGGAUUGGGCUCAAGAUAUUGAGUUGGGCCUGCUUGGUCAUUUCUAUUAUCUCAGCUGUGGGCUCCAUCCAGGGACUUGCUCAGGCUCUCAAGAAAUAUCAACCCUUCAAAGCACAACAAUAGUUUCUAGUGUUACCUUGUUUUCUUUUCUUGUAACCUUUUUUUUUUUUUUUCUCUCUCUCUCUUAUCUUGAUAAGUUAUCGGCAAGUCCAUGGAUAAUGUACUGUUAU
This is a messenger RNA of Gastrolobium bilobum, 1575 nucleotides long. RefSeq names its product amino acid permease 6-like. The coding region runs from base 50 to 1468 and encodes 472 amino acids. The record is from RefSeq and is a predicted model, not a curated record. The transcript is spliced from 7 exons. Gene Ontology annotation, cellular component: plasma membrane. Lineage: Eukaryota; Viridiplantae; Streptophyta; Magnoliopsida; Fabales; Fabaceae.